GCCACUUUGCGAAUAUCUGAUUGGAGGAGGGCUGUGCGGGUAUUAGGGAGAGGCGUGGCUCAGGUUUAAACUAAACGAGCGCCGAUCUCUCGCAUUAGAAGUGGCAGCUGAAGGGAACGGGGCUGCACCGGAGCAAUGGGGAUUGUGGCUGAGACGAGUCAGAAUGGAGACACUUCCCUGUGCUCAGAGAAGAAGUUUACGGUACCGCAGCCUCCGUCCAUCGAGGAGUUCGGCAUCGUGAAACCGAUCAGUCGCGGCGCGUUCGGGAAGGUUUAUUUGGCACGCAGGAAAAACAACAGCAAGCUCUUCGCUGUCAAGGUUGUCAAAAAAGCUGACAUGAUAAACAAGAACAUGGUUCAACAGGUCCAGGCGGAGAGAGAUGCACUUGCUCUGAGCAAAAGUCCUUUUAUUGUCCAUUUAUACUAUUCACUUCAGUCUGCCAACAACAUAUACUUGGUUAUGGAGUAUCUCAUUGGUGGGGAUGUGAAAUCUCUCCUACACAUUUAUGGAUACUUCGAUGAAGAGAUGGCAGUUAAAUAUAUUUCCGAAGUUGCAAUGGCUCUUGAUUACCUGCACAGGCAUGGAAUAAUUCAUAGAGACCUUAAGCCAGAUAACAUGUUGAUCUCCAAUAAAGGGCACAUUAAAUUAACUGAUUUUGGACUCUCUAAGGUGACCCUAAAGCGAGAACUUUGUAUGAUGGAUAUCUUAACCACACCAUCUAUGGCCAAGCCUAAGCGGGACUAUUCACGUACCCCAGGACAAGUGCUUUCUCUUAUAAGCUCUUUGGGUUUUAACACACCAGCUGGGGGAAGAACUCAAGGAUCGUUAAAUCAGCAAACUGAAGGAAUGCGUGGAAAUGCUUCUACUCCCCUUCUGAUGAAAAAGAGAGAAAGUUUGGUGAAAGGCAAUAAGCUGAUGAUUUCGUGCCCCGAAGCAAGCUUGUCAAGUCCUAGCAUGCCCGUAAAAUGUCUGACACCCAACCUUUUCAAGUGCAGGACCCAGUUCGCUACAUCCAGCACCAGCAGCCAAUCACGUAUCUGCUUGUCCAGCUUGGAGUCAGAGUGUGGCAGUCCCAGAUGGGAGAACUGCACCCAGGAUGCAGAGGCACCUCCAUACUUUAACUCCAGCCGGGUAAAGGACUCCUCAUCGGAACAGGCAAGAAGCAAGAAACCUACGGGCAGCUCUGCCUCCCAGAAUUUAAUGCGCUUGGAAUUUGCCUUCUCCCCAAUAGUUGAUCGCAGAACUGGGAAGAAAGCCGGCUUCCAAGAUGAGACUGGAGAACUAAGUGACACUCCACUUGCCACUCUCAAUGCAAAAGGUGUAAUUAGGAAAUGCCUCUAUGAAAAUAAGGCACAGGAGAAACAUAAAGAUUUUGACAAGACUGGUCGGGUAGAACUGGGAAAAUUCACAAGCUCUCCUGAUUCUCCCCCUUGGUUAGCUAAUGGCUCUGUAGCACCAAUACAAUUCAAUGAUGAGGAGAAAACUGAAAAGAUGGGGGUUAAACGAAAUUAUGAUUUGGUGGAAAAGAGCCCCGAGCAGGAACUGCUUCAGGAUAAAAAGACUAAUACAGACUAUAAACGUGGCUGUGCAAUAACAGAUUAUCCGGUUUCCCAGAGCACAGGCUUAACCAUGGAAAUAAAUUCACUCUUCCUUUCUGAACUCAGAAACAGUGCCAAUAAAUACGCCAGUGACAGAAAAUCUGGGGAUGACUACAUAUCCGCACCUCGUACCCUUGAAAAGUUAGAUUCCGGAAACCCAGUAGCCAAAAAUUUGCUUUGUGAGCUCGAUGAUAAUUGUGAACGGGAUGGCGAGGUUAGUUUGACCUCGGAGGGGGAGGAUCGGAAAGAGAGCCUGAAUCAAGAUUCUUCUUCCACUGGCAUGUCUGUAACCGAAAACCAGAUAGACAGGGAUCUUUCCCACGUGGAUAAGAGCAUUAAAGAACUUUCUUUUGAGGAGUCGCAGAGUGAAAACAGUGAGGAGAUCACUCCAGACAACAAAGGCAUCCCUUUUAUGGCUGAAAAUGAUGAGCGAGUGCAGUCAAAAUAUGAACCAAACACAAGCAUUUUGCCUGACUCUUUACAAAAUGUGUUGGCUUCUCCUGCUCCAGCUAGUGCCAUGACCAACCCUAGGAGAAAACCCAUGGUAGCUUUCAGAAGUUACAACAGCCCCAUCAAUGUCUCCAACGUGUCAGAACCGUCCAAAAUUAGUAUGAACUCUGCGGACAAAAUCCACUUCUCUUUGGGGUGCACUGGCUCCUUCCCCAUGGCUGUUACUCCAGCGCAAAAUAAAGUCCAGGGUCUUAUAGAAACGCCUUAUAGGACACCAAAGUCUGUAAGGAGAGGGGGAAUACAGGUCGACCAUGAGAGGAUCCUUGGAACCCCAGAUUACUUGGCCCCUGAGCUGCUUCUACGAAAGUCUCAUGGGAUCCAGGUAAACGGUGAGUUACAUUUUGCCCCAGCGCAUAUUGGGAAGCUGCUCUUUAUCCAGUCAAAGUCUAAUCAAAUUCAGUGUACUUGAUCCCAACUAAGAUAUAAUUAAUCUUUAAUGGAGACAAACCAGCCUAUUUGGGUUUAUUUAAUGUCUACAUGAUUUUCCGAACGUGAAACCGGCUUUAUAUUCUUGAAAAGUGCCAGAAAUAACAAAACCAUAUAUAUAUUUAUUAAAUAAGAUAAAUAGGCAAAAUGUAUAUUUAGCACUGGCUCUUUUGUUGAGCUUGCUAUUACAAUCUAUAGGAAUCAAUAGAAAACAACACCACUUUUCCCAUCAGAAAAUUGCUUUCAGUGUCUUACAGCUGGCUGAAAAAAAUCUAUCACUGAUGCCCAGUGUUUAUAAAUGAGACUGUGUACACUGGUGAUCAGGGCCAUGUGUUAAUUGUUUGUUGGGGUUGGAUUCCCCCAGCUUCUAUAUCCGUGCAGUAGCAAUGGUGGGACGUGUGCAAGAGUUUGAGAUGAAUAAUAAAGGGGGUUGGCGAGGCUUUAUAUCUGAACAUUAGUAAUACAUGGGACUCGAGACUUUACCCCUGAUCUGGACAGAUUGGUGACAUCACCCCUCUCUUGUGAUGUAACCACUGGAAAACCUGCCCCUCUGACAUCACCUGAGAGGGUGGGCAAUUAAAUAAGGAAUACGUGGGUGGAAGUUCAUACCAUUUUUGUUUCAGAUCAUUUCCCUUAUACAGCCCGUGUCAUAUAUUAACGAUUAAAAUGAUUUAAUAUUUUCUCAUUACAUUACACUUUGACUGGUUUCCCCUAAGGCUUUGCAUUAUUGCCCAAACUAAUGGACCUGCUUGCUUUACAAGCACAAUCUGUAUUCAUAGACCUUUCCUGCUGUUUAAUGAAGACUAUUUACUGGUGAAAUCUAUGGUUUUAUACGGGUGGUGGGCAUUGUUUGUCUUUUCCUUUUUUUCCUUUUUGUUCUCAAAUUUAAUAAAUAAGGAGUUUGCUAGCAACGGUUCUGUUGAAAUAAACCCUAAUAGUCUUUGACCUCAGAAUUAUUAUGGAAAAUGUUUGUGUCCUAGCACAGAGCUAGAAUAACCGGAACACCAGAAUGGAACUCUCCCUCCCACAUUUGCGCUGGGGGGCUUGGAACUAUACUGGAGAGGGAUCUGUAUGAAGGCCAGUUACAUGAGCAGAUAUAACUACUAAUAGAUUAAGUUCACAGUUUAUUGGGCAUUGUAUGGGGCCCUCCCAAUCGAUAUCUGGCCAAAAGUCGGGCAGAUGUUGAUUGGGCAGGGUUAAAAAUCCUGUUGGAUCAACAUUGGUUUGUUGAUUGGGUCCUCGAUCCGACUCCAUAUGCUCAACUCAGGAAAUCGGGAAAGAUUUGGCCGAAUACCUCAGGGAGAGAUCCGCUUGUUUGGCAAGGUUGCUAAACAUGUAUGGCCUCCUUUAGGGUGAGAAUUAGGAAGUAUGGACAUCUACUCUUCUAGAAGGAUCUCAAAGUCUAGAUUGAAGAUCAAUUAGGGUAAGACUUUGGGCGAAAACCCAUCUUCUGCCCUAGAUAUUCUAUCCCAAUAACCAAUAAUGAUAUUUUCCCAUAUCUGUAAUCCUUUCAUAAGAGCUGUAGGUUCUUGAACAAAGGUUAGACCUUCAAGGGGGCCAUGGCCAAAGAUUGGACCUUCCAGUGGGGCUUGAACUGAAGAAAAAAAUCUCUGCUGGACAGACAAGGAGUUGUUAGGGGUUGUUUGUGUCUUUCUGAACGAUACAUGGAGCAGAUGAGUCUGUCUGAGCACUAAUUAAUAUGGAACCUCUGUCAACUCCCGUUCUUGGUUGCUUCAUUUCUCCCUUAGAUAGCAAUCAAAAAUAACGUACCCUAAGCUUCAGGUGACUCUGUUUGGUGCAAAGAAGCUGUGCUCCUGGCAAAGAGAUGUGACACUUUCACUUGGCAAUUGUGCUUGGGAACUGGCUUUGCUUUGUGAUGCCACCUAACAUGCAUGGACUGUAUUGGUUUAAUUUCCACUUAUAUCAACUGACUUUACAAUGGACAAGUGAUAUCUCCUGUGAGACGAUGGGUUAGAGCCAAUGUUUCUAUUAAAGUGAAAAUGCAUUCCAAAAUAGUUAAGCAUAUCUGUAUGUGUAUAAUGGUGCGUUUCCAUAUAUACAGUAAAAUCAGGCCCUACACAGUAACAUCAUGGUAGCACAGGGGACCAGGGACAACAUGGGGGUCAUUGACCUUAUCCACAAAGCCUGUCUGAUUUAUACUGAACCAGAAACAUUGAUAGGAAGUAAAAGAUCUGGGUCAGUGCAUGUGCUGGAACCAGUUUUCUUGCAUAUUUUACUUUAUAAGUGUAAAUUAAGGGUAGAUUUAUCAAGGGUCGUAUU
Xenopus laevis (African clawed frog) is the source of this 4814-nucleotide messenger RNA. It is a transcript of the gene mastl.L, whose product is annotated as microtubule associated serine/threonine kinase like L homeolog. The record is from RefSeq and is a predicted model, not a curated record. The coding region runs from base 136 to 2517 and encodes 793 amino acids. NCBI's taxonomy places the organism in Eukaryota, Metazoa, Chordata, Amphibia, Anura, Pipidae. Gene Ontology annotation, biological process: intracellular signal transduction. Gene Ontology annotation, cellular component: nucleus; centrosome. Gene Ontology annotation, molecular function: protein serine/threonine kinase activity; protein serine kinase activity; ATP binding. The transcript is spliced from 10 exons.